AGGGGCGCAGCUGCAGCAGGUGAGCCGAUUAAAGCGCUUCCUCCCAGCUGAGGCCGUGAGUGCGGAUGAUCUGCGCGGGCCGACAUGGACCUGCGCUUCUUCACUUGUGCACUUUUCCUGGCGAGUCUAUGCGGUACCGGAGGCCAACGCUUGGGGUGCCCCGAGGGAAAGUGGCAGUGUGAUGAUGGACAGUGCAUCUCUAAAGCUUGGAGGUGUGAUGGACGGGGAGACUGCCUUGAUGGUUCUGAUGAAAUGGACUGUGCCGAGGUUUUGGGGUCAGAGUGUCCCUCUGGCCAGUUCUCCUGCCUGGACUCUGUCGGCUGCGUUAAUGCCUCUGCUCGCUGCGAUGGAAAGAUCCAGUGUCCGACCGGGUCUGAUGAAGAGAGCUGUCCACCCACCAGGGGCUGCCUAGACUCUGACUGGAUGUGUCGAAACGGCAUCUGCAUCCCAAAGGAACUGCGCUGCAACCAAGAAAAUGACUGUAUGGACAACUCUGAUGAGGACGACUGUGGUGCGUGUGGUGAGGGCAGCAUGCUGUGCCCGGAGGGGAAGUGUGUUUCUCCUGAAGAUAUGUGUGACGGGCAGCUUCACUGUUCAGACGGCAGCGAUGAGCCAACAACCUGCGGCCACAUCUGCUCCAUGAACAACGGCGGUUGCAGCCACCGGUGUACCGACGAAUCCUGGGGGUCCCGCUGUGAUUGUCCUGCUGGCUUUAAGCUCUCUUCAGAUGGUGCAAUCUGUGAAGAUGUGAAUGAGUGCGCUUCUGCCUUUCCUCCUUGUGCGCAUUACUGCAAAAACACCAUUGGAUCCCACUUUUGUCACUGCAAAAAAGGUUUCAAACUCAACGACGGCUCCACAUGUCUUGCUUUAGGUAAUGCAUCCCGACUGCUGACUGUACAGAGAAGCACUUUAGGGCUUUUGAAUGUAAAAUCUCAGCAGUUUAGCGUCCUCCAGACCUCAGUGUCGGAUGCAGUGGCCUUAACCUAUGACAUCGCCAGAGGAUGGCACUACUGGGCUGAUAGCCGUGGGAGCAUCUACAAAACUAUUGGACAGCAAAGCCGGGCGGUCUACACAGGUGAGGCUGGGAUCCAGGCGCUGGCUUGUGAUUGGCUGAAUGGAUACCUUUACUGGACCAAUCUGAAGAUGGAGUCGAUCUACAUGCAGAUGCCUGAUGGAAGUUACACAACUCUGCUAAACAAAAAUGUCAAACCGUCUGGGUUGGUUCUUCUGCCUGUUGAAAGUUUGAUGUUCUGGAUCAAUGCGGGUCCAGGUGAGAGAGUGACCAUUGAGAGGUCCUGGAUGGACGGGUCAGACAGAAGCACUCUGACGGUCCUGACUGCGCAGUUUGCUCACAGCCUCACAGCUGACGUCGCUGCCAGGAGGCUGUACUGGAUCAGUGACUUCAAACGGUCCGUAGAGACUGUGGGGGUGGAUGGGACUGGCCGUUACUCGUUUCCAGGAGUGUUCAGCCGGAGGCCCGCUCUGAGCCUGGCAGUGUUUGAAAGCAUGUUCUACUGGGUCGACAGCAGGGGACUGUGGGAGGCUCCACAAAACAAGCCGACCAAACGCAAGUUUCUGUGGAAAACCGGAGUUCCCCUGUUGACGGUCUACCAUGAGCUUCAGCAACCUAAAGAAUCUUCUGCUUGUGCAAAGGCUCCAUGUGAACUCUGCCAGCUGACUAAAAACAACCUGGUUGGAUUCACCUGUGCUUGUCCAGAUUCCAAAGUGCUGUUGCCAGAUGGGAACUGUGACUUUCUGAGGUUUAUUUAUGCUACUAUUACAACAAUCAACUUGCUGGAGUUCGAAGGUGGACAUCACACUGAAACCCAGCUCUUCACCACGGAUGAUGGGAUUCUGUCCUUUGAUCUUGACUGGUACAGAGACUGGCUCUACUGGGCCAAUGAAACGGGUCAUGUCAAACGCAAAAAGCUGGCCCAAGUGCAGAUUGAAGUGAUCCCAAUGCCUCUGCCUGUUUGUCUGAUAAGUUUGGACCAGCAAAAUGAAAAUCUUUAUUGGGUGUCAUGUGACCAAAACACCAUUGGCACCACGACUGGUGGUAAAAACUACCCCAAGCGCCUGUACCACACAGCACUGGAAAUAUCCAGCCUGUACCUGGACUGGUUGAGGAGUAAACUGUUCUGGAUGGAGGAAGACCGACUCUACAGUAUGGACCUAUCAGGAGGCAAAGCUGAACUGCUGCUGAAAAUAGCAGAAGGGGUCAGAGGUGACAUUGCCUUUGACCUCAGAGCCAGCAGUCUGCUCUGGAACUCUGAAAGAGGAGGCCUGGUAACACUAAGUUUGUUAAAGGAGAAAACCCACCAAGCGGGAAGGAGAUGGAACGUGUCUGGCUCUGUAAUGGCGGCUUUUGAGCCCUUCCUGUUGUGCUCUUCUGAUCAUGUGAUCACUCUGUGGAACCGGCGCAAUGGGAGCGUCAUGCAACAUGUCAAGGUUAAAGGUCAAGUUAUGAGUGUAAUCCCUGCACUUGGGAAUGUUAAAACAGUGCCUGAUCCUCCUGUGUGCAACGAGCCGUUCUUGUUGUGCCGACACUCGGCUCUCUGCCUCCCAAACUCCCAGGUUUGUGAUGGGAAGAGGGACUGCCCAGAUGGAGACGAUGAAGAGUUUUGUGUGGUCACAUGUCCAUCCAAAGGGGAAUUCAAAUGCAAGGACAGAAGAUUUUGUAUCUCUGGAAGCCUCGUGUGCGACGGCCGUUCUCACUGUCGGGACGGCUCAGAUGAAGUGGACUGUCCCACUGUAGCCUCUCCUGUGACUCUAAAAAAUAUCCUCAAGUGUCGGAUGGGGUCGAAGCCGUGUGAAGACGGCACAGAAUGUGUUUUAUUCAGUCACGUGUGUGAUGGAGAGCAGGACUGUAAAGAUGGAUCGGAUGAAUUAGGCUGCGAAACGGAUGUUGGGCCAUCAGGUACCCGCCCUCCGACUGUGCCAGCCUGCAGCAGCCCCUCUGUUCUCUGCCCGUCCACAGCCACUCAUGUCUGCAUUUCUCAAAGUCAGUUUUGCAAUGGUGUUAAAGACUGUCCCGAUGGCUUUGAUGAACAGAACUGCUUGGAAAAGUGUCUCUCAAGGACUGAUUUUCUCUGCAAGGAUCGUAGAAGUUGCGUUUCAAAGAACCAAGUCUGUGACGGCCGCUCUCAUUGCCACGAUGGUUCAGAUGAGGUCAACUGUGCCAGUGAAGGUCCACGAGCUCCUCAGAAAGCUGAGCUGAAGUGUCGCUUUGGCUCCAAGCUGUGCAGAGACGGGACGGAGUGUGUCCUCCUGAGUCACGUCUGUGAUGGAGAGGACGACUGUCAGGAUGGAUCGGAUGAAGAAGAGUGUGAUGUUCCAGAGAGUAAGACUGCAGGAAAAGACCUGAAAAAAUCCCCUCCUAUCGUCCAGUCAGUCACUGAGGCUCCCAAAAAGCCAGCAUGCAGCAGCCCUUCAGUUCUGUGUCCAGGUUCUUCUUUAUGCAUCAAACCCACACAGAUGUGUGACGGAAGGAGAGACUGUCCUGAUGGAUCUGAUGAGAAAUGUGUCAAAAGAUGUCCCUCUGCAUCCGACUUUCGCUGCAAGGAUCGUAGAAGUUGCGUUUCAAAGAACCAAGUCUGUGACGGCCGCUCUCAUUGCCACGAUGGUUCAGAUGAGGUCAACUGUGCCAGUGAAGGUCCACGAGCUCCUCAGAAAGCUGAGCUGAAGUGUCGCUUUGGCUCCAAGCUGUGCAGAGACGGGACGGAGUGUGUCCUCCUGAGUCACGUCUGUGAUGGAGAGGAUGACUGUCAGGAUGGAUCGGAUGAAGAAGAGUGUGAGAAUAAAGCUGCAGAAAAAGACCUGUCAGUCACUGAGGCUCCCAAAAAGCCAGCAUGCAGCAGCCCUUCAGUUCUGUGUCCAGGUUCUUCUUUAUGCAUCAAACCCACACAGAUGUGUGACGGAAGGAGAGACUGUCCUGAUGGAUCUGAUGAGAAAUGUUUGAAAAGAUGUCCUUCUGCCUCUGAGUUUCUCUGCAAAGACCGUCAGAGCUGCGUCCUCCAGAGUCAGGUGUGUGAUGGUCGCUCCCACUGCCUGGACGCUUCAGAUGAGCUGAACUGUCCGAGCACAGCUCCUCUUCCCAAAUCUUCAAACACGCUGAAAUGCCGUUUUGGAUCGACCCUGUGUCGAGAUGGAACAGAGUGUGUCCUCCUGAGUCACAUCUGUGAUGGAGAGACGGACUGUGAAGAUGGAUCGGAUGAAGAUGCAUGUGAUGCUGCUGCAGAGAAAUCACCUUCCACAUCUGUGAAGAAUGAUGUCAUGAGUUUGUCUCCUGCACUGAUCCCGUCAGUCACUGAGGCUCCCAAAAAGCCAGCAUGCAGCAGCCCUUCAGUUCUGUGUCCAGGUUCUUCUUUAUGCAUCAAACCCACACAGAUGUGUGACGGAAGGAGAGACUGUCCCGAUGGAUCUGAUGAGAAAUGUGUCAAAAGAUGUCCUUCUGCCUCUGAUUUUCGCUGCAAAGACCGUAGAAGCUGUGUCUCCAGGAGUCAAGUAUGCGACGGGCGAGCUCACUGCAACGACGGCUCAGAUGAGCUGAACUGUGCUGGCGAGGCUGCAGCUGCUCCUCAGAAAGCGGAUCUGAAAUGCCGCGUGGGCUCCAGACUCUGUCGGGACGGCACGGAAUGCGUUCUGUUUAGUCACGUCUGUGACGGCGAGCCAGACUGUCGGGAUGGAUCCGAUCAGGAAGACUGCGAUGAAGUGGAGAAGGCUGCAGAGACUCCAAAGCCGUCCUGCAGCUUUCCUUCCGUUCAGUGUCCGGAUUCGACCAUUUGCAUAAACCCGGCACAGUUGUGUGAUGGAAUAAGAGACUGUCCCGAUGGAUCUGAUGAGAACUGCGUGAAAAACUGCGCAGAUGAGAGUGACUUCCUCUGCAAAGACCGCCGCAGCUGCGUCUCAAAGUCUCUGCUUUGCGACGGGCGCUCUCACUGCUAUGAUGGCUCAGACGAGGCCAACUGUCAGAGCGUGGCGGCCCCUGAAUCCAAGUCUGCUGUGCUGCAGUGCCGCAUGGGCUCAAGGCCAUGCGAUGAUGGCAAAGAGUGCGUCCUGUACAGUCAUGUCUGUGACGGGGAGGAAGACUGUCUGGAUGGAUCGGAUGAAAAGGAAUGCCAGGAAACCUGCAAACAAGGAGAGUUUCAGUGUGCUCAUGGGAAGAUGUGCAUCCCUGAGUCGGAGGUGUGUGACGGACGGCCGCAGUGUCAGGAUCGGUCUGACGAGCUGGACUGCUGGGAGAAAACGAAGAGCUGCGAGUUCCGCUGUGCUGAUGGCAAACGCUGCAUCCCACAGAAAUUCCUCUGCGAUGGAGAGAUGGACUGCCUGGAUGGCUCGGAUGAGGUGGAAUGCGACUCCAGUCCUCUUGCCCCAACAGGAUCUACGGUUCCCACCUCAGUUUGUGCCGCUCCUUCAGUUCUCUGCCCGGGAUCUCCUGUCUGCGUCUCUCAACAGCAGCUGUGUGACGGGCGAAGAGACUGUCCGGAUGGAUCUGAUGAGGAGAGCUGUGUGUUUAAAUGCCAAAAUGCAGAGGACUUCUUAUGCAGCGAUCACAGAAAAUGCGUCUCCAAGAUCCACGUGUGUGACGGACGUUCUCACUGCCCUGAUGGAUCUGAUGAGAGGCAGUGUCAGACAGCGGACCUCAGCCCGACCUCCUCUCCAAAUGUUCCCCGCGUCCGAACGGAGCCUGUGAAAUGCCGGAAAGGUUUCAAAGCGUGCAAAGACGGUUUGGAGUGCGUGAUGUACAGCCACGUGUGCGACGGAGAGCAGGACUGUAAGGACGGCUCAGACGAAGAGGGAUGUGAGACUCGGUGCAAAACAGGUGAGUUCCAGUGUGCCCAUGGCAACAGAUGCAUCCCACAGAAAGGGGUGUGCGACGGACAGAGGGACUGUCAGGACGGCUCUGAUGAAAUAAACUGCUCAAGUCUGACUGAGGGCUGCAAUCACCGCUGUGACAACAAAACUCGCUGCGUACCGCAGACCUUCCUGUGCGACGGCGAGCGAGACUGUGCCGAUGGUUCGGAUGAGGAGAAAUGCGGUUUGGUUCCCUGUUCGCUUUACCAGUUCCGCUGUACCAGCGGUCAGUGUGUGUCCGAAGCUCUGCGGUGUGACGGCUAUCCUGACUGCAGAGACCGCUCCGACGAGGCGGGCUGCGCCAAACAACCGCGCUGCCCGGCACAGCUGCGGUGCCCGCAUAGCCACGAGUGCCUGCAGGAAGAGUGGCUCUGCGAUGGGGAGGAAGACUGCAAAGAUGGAUCUGAUGAAAAGAACUGCAACGCUCCUCCAGCAAAGUGCAGAGACCACCAGUGGCCGUGCAGAGACGGCAGAUGCAUUCCUCUGUUCUGGAGAUGUGACGGGAAGGAGGAUUGUCAUGAUGGCACAGAUGAGGAAAAAUGUCUGCAGAGAAAAUGCCCCCCUCAUCUUUACCAGUGCGGCAGCGGCGAGUGCCUGGACCCUAGCUUGGUGUGUAACGGCCUCACAAACUGUGCUGACCGUUCAGAUGAAGGUGUGGAAUGUUCUCACCACAACUGCUCCAGUCCAUCAGCUCCUCUGUGUGACCAGCAAUGCAUGAGCACUCCCAGAGGACCGAAGUGUUACUGUGCUUCAGGGUUCAAACUACAGUCUGGCACAGUGUUCUGUGUGGAUACUGAUGAGUGCAGUUCAGCUGUCUCUCCAUGUAAGCACAGCUGUGUGAACACCAGAGGGUCUUACACCUGUCACUGCCACCCGGGCUUCUACCUGGAGCCGGACAACAAAAGCUGCAAGACGAGAGACGAGCCUUUGCUCCUGGCCUCGGUGCAGUCAGAGCUGUUGCUUCUCGGCGUUCACAGCGGCACCUUGAAGCUUCUCUCUACUGCUAAUCGGCCCGUCUUCUCUGUGGACUUUGACUGGACUCAAAGGAGAGUUUACUGGCUGAGCCCGACAUUCCAGAGCAUCCGCUGGGCGGACAUGAAAAACUCCAACAAAGGAACUCUGAUAAAAGGUGUGAAGUCAGAUGCCAUCGCGGUUGACUGGGUUGGUAAGAAUCUGUACUGGGUGGAAGGACUGGUUGGCCAGAUUUUGGCGGUGAAGCUGGGGACUUCCAUAGUCCGAUCUCAGGACCACGCUGUGGUUCUGGGUGAAGACCUGGAGCAGCCGAGCUCUCUGGUGCUGCUUCCACACAAAGGGUUCAUGCUGUGGUCUGAGAUCGGCAGCUCCCCACAGAUCAAGCGGGCUGGAAUGGACGGGUCAAAGAGAAAGGUGUUGGUGAGCCACGAUUUGAGUUGGCCAGUGAGUCUGGCCUAUGAUUUCCUUGACGACCGGGUGUACUGGGCUGAUGAGAAGCUGCACUGCAUUGGCUCAUCCACUCUGGAUGGAGAAAACAUAAAGAUCCUUCAGUUGGCUGAAACUCCAAGUCCAUUCUCAUUGGCGGUUUUCAGUGAUCGUAUUUUCUGGUCUGACACCAAGAGAAGAGCCAUCCGCUCAGCUGACAAGAAGACUGGGAAAGAUCAGAAAGUUCUCCUGAAGAGGCCUGGACAGCCUUUUGGACUGAGGGUGAUGCAUGCCCUUUCCCAGCCAGCUCUGCCCAACCCCUGUGUGUACCUCCACUGCUCCCACCUGUGUCUCCUGGCUCCUGCAGCUCAAAGCAAAUCUGGGGCAGCGGAAUCCCCUGCAGCAGUCUGUCGAUGUCCAAAGGGCCUGCUGCUCUCCCAGGAUAAGAGGACCUGCUCUCUGCCUCAGGAGUCCUCUUUCAUCCUGCUCUUGUCUCAUCACACAGUCUAUCAGAUAUAUUUGCGCUCCAUGCGUCAUGAGGGAAUCGCUCUGAAAAAAAUGCCCAACGGUCGAGAUUUCCCCCUAUCUGGAGAGAAAGAGCCGCUGGGGCUGGACCUCUCCAUUCCUCAGCUCUCUCUGUUUGUGGCUUAUGCCAAAGAAUCUGUCAAUGUGUUGAAACUAAGCAGCUCCGAUUCCAAAGCAGGACUCUCACCGGCCGGACAAAUCCUGACACUCAUGCUGAAUGAGUCGGUCACAGCACUAGCAGUCGACUGGGUGACGUCCAAUCUGUUCUGGAGCAGCAGCGAGAGGCCUGACAUUCACGUCACGACGCGUGAAGGCCUCACAACCUCACUGCUUCAAAGAUCUCUGAUGGGCAUCUUUUCCAUCGCUCUUCAUCCUCUCUCGGGUAGGUUGUGCUACAUUGCAACAGUAAUGAAGGAGCGGAAAGGUCAGACGGAGGUGGACUGUGCGUGGAUGGAUGGGCAUAACAAAGCAGUGCUGUGGAAAAAGUCCAGUGUCCCCAUUUCCCUGGUCUUUUCCAUUGAAGGAACAGUCAUUUACUGGGCUGACUCUGGUGAAGGCGUAAUUGGCUCUAUUGGUGUGGAUGGUUUGGGGUAUCAGGAGUACAAAACGGGGUCCAAUCUGCUGGUCUCAUUCACACGCAUUGAGAACAUCUUUAUUUGGGCUGCCCGAGACAAAGAUGUGACCAAACUGUGGUUCAGUGAUGGCCUGCAGCCCAAACAACUGUGGUUCGAGACAAAGACCACAGUGCUGGAAGUCAGAGCCUACAACGAGAGCCAGUCGGGUAAGGAUUUCAAAGACAUUGUUUCUGGAAGAAGGAAGACGAGAUGUAUCAAAUAUAUAUGCACCCAGGGACGGAGCUAGUACACUUUAUAUGGAAGGGGGCAGGAGAGGAGGGCAGGGCAGAAAACUUUGGAAGGGGGGCAAAUGAGAAUAGCUGUCUGUGGCCAUUACAAAUAAAAAGAUAACAAUUACAAAUAUCAGUGUUAUUAGUAUUAAAAUGGCUUUUUUAAGAGCAGGUGAUGUUUCUAACAUUAAAAGAAGCUUGUACUGAUGUCUUAAUCUUUGUCAAGAAUUAUGCCAAUAACUAAAAAAUGCCCAGACAGAACAAUGUUUACCAUGUUAAUGAUCUGAACACUUUUGUUAGAGCUUCUCCAUUUAGAAACUAUGCAAUACUGUAUGCUAUUAACAAUCAUUAUUUCAUCAAUACAUUCUAAAGUUUGUAAUUGUACAAAUUUGUCUAAAUGUUUAAACUCAAAAUUGAACUGAGUGGAUCAAGAGAAUAGAAAAAAUAAAA
Messenger RNA from Oryzias melastigma (Indian medaka), 9070 nucleotides. RefSeq names its product low-density lipoprotein receptor-related protein 2. The record is from RefSeq and is a predicted model, not a curated record. Lineage: Eukaryota; Metazoa; Chordata; Actinopteri; Beloniformes; Adrianichthyidae. Gene Ontology annotation, molecular function: calcium ion binding; protein binding. Bases 85 to 8637 code for a protein of 2850 amino acids. The transcript has 45 exons.